AUGCCUUCAUUUUGGACAAGCAUUGUGUACUCUCUCAAAGUAGCAAGCCCUCUUGUUCGUGUACUUAAGUUGGUUGAUGGUGAGAGAAGGCCUCCAAUGGGAUAUAUUUAUGAGGCUAUGGAAAGGGCUAAAGAAGCGAUAGCUAAAGCUUUUGGUGGAAAUGAGGAGAAGUAUAAGGACAUCUUUGAGAUCAUUGAUAGAAGGUGGAAUAUCCAACUCCAUCGCCCUUUGCAUGCAGCUGGGCAUUUCUUAAACCCAGAAUAUUUUUAUAGCAAUCCAAGUAUUAAGCAAGAUGAAGAGGUGAUGGGUGGUUUAUAUCAAUGCAUAGAAAGAUUGGUUCCAACCACUGAAGUGCAAGAUAAAAUUUCUUUGGAGUUGAGUAGAUAUAUGAAAGCUAAUGGUCUAUUUAGCUCAUCAAUUGCUAUUAGACAAAGAAAGUCAAGGGCACCAGCCGAUUGGUGGUCCGCAUAUGGUUCUACAACUCCUAAUUUGCAAAAAUUUGCUAUUAAAGUACUUAGCCUCACAUGUAGCGCAUCUGGGUGUGAACGAAAUUGGAGUGUAUUUGAACAUCUUCAUAGCAAGAAGAGGAACCGACUAACUCAAUGUCGAUUGAAUGAUUUGGUUUUCAUCAAGAUCGAUCCAAUCCUUUUAAAUGAUAUAGAUGAUAGCAAUGAGUGGUUGGUUGGAAUAAUGGAUGAAGAUGUAGAUGCCGAAAAUGAGUUGGUGUUUGAAGAUGACUCUUUGACAUGGGGUGCAGUUGCUAGAGCUACCGGGGCUGGAGAGUCCAGCCAUAAUUUAAGAUCAAGAUCAGCUCCAAGGGCAACAAAGAGGACAACACCUUCAUGCUCGUCUUCACUACGAAUCAUAGAUGAUGACGAGGCAAACUCUGAGGACACAGAAGAGGAAGAAGAUGCCGAGGGUUACAAAUCUUUUGAUGGGGACGAUGAUGAGACUAUGUUGUUUGGUGAAGAGGAUGUUAUUUAG
Messenger RNA from Cornus florida, 984 nucleotides. RefSeq lists its product as uncharacterized. The transcript is spliced from 4 exons. Lineage: Eukaryota; Viridiplantae; Streptophyta; Magnoliopsida; Cornales; Cornaceae. The record is from RefSeq and is a predicted model, not a curated record. Gene Ontology annotation, molecular function: protein dimerization activity. Bases 1 to 984 code for a protein of 327 amino acids.